Messenger RNA from Hemicordylus capensis (graceful crag lizard), 4073 nucleotides. RefSeq names its product signal recognition particle 68 (gene SRP68). The transcript is spliced from 16 exons. NCBI's taxonomy places the organism in Eukaryota, Metazoa, Chordata, Lepidosauria, Squamata, Cordylidae. Gene Ontology annotation, cellular component: signal recognition particle, endoplasmic reticulum targeting. The record is from RefSeq and is a predicted model, not a curated record. Gene Ontology annotation, molecular function: endoplasmic reticulum signal sequence receptor activity; 7S RNA binding; signal recognition particle binding. Gene Ontology annotation, biological process: SRP-dependent cotranslational protein targeting to membrane. Bases 135 to 2078 code for a protein of 647 amino acids.
CACGGGGCUUGAAUGGCCAGAACGAAGCUGCCUCGCGACUAGCUGGGAAGGCGCUAACUCGCCCUUCCAAGCACCCUUGCGAGGCGCCUCUUUUUCAAAGCCUGUCCUCCUCGAUCCCGCCAGCCUCAGCGGCCAUGUCUUCCGCGCACGGCGGCGCUCCCGGCAGCUCCUCUCUCCCGUCCCGUGAUGCCUCGCGCUGCAAGCGGAACAGGCGCAAGAUGGCGGCUGAGCGGCAGGUGGCCGGUGGCGGCGGGGGCAGCGGCGGCCGAGGAGGUGGCGGCACCGGAAGUGGGGGUUCCGCAGCGGGUCCCGAGGAGAACAAGGAGAAUGAGAAGCCGAAGGCGGGCGAUCUCGGGGACAGCCUGGGCCUGGAGAUUCUUCAGAUUGUUAAGGAAUCACAGCAGCAGCAUGGGUUACGACAUGGUGACUUUCAGAGAUAUAGAGGUUACUGCUCCCGCCGGCUAAGACGGCUCAGAAAAACACUGAACUUCAAGAUGGGAAAUAGGCACAAGUUUACAGGGAAGAAAGUGACAGAAGAGCUGUUAUCUGAUAACAGAUACUUGCUCUUGAUUCUGAUGGAUGCUGAGAGAGCUUGGAGCUAUGCUAUGCAGCUUAAGCAAGAAGCCAACACUGAGCCUCGCAAGCGUUUUCAUUUGUUAUCUCGCCUGCGCAAAGCAGUAAAACAUGCUGAGGAGCUGGAGCGUCUGUGCGAAAGCACCCGGGUGGAUGCCAAGACCAAGUUGGAAGCUCAGGCAUAUACAGCUUACCUCACAGGGAUGCUCCGCUUUGAGCACCAGGAAUGGAAGGCAGCGAUGGAGGCUUUUAACAAAUGCAAAACCAUAUAUGAAAAGCUGGCCAGUGCUUUCACAGAGGAGCAAGCUGUAUUAUACAAUCAACGUGUGGAGGAGAUUUCUCCCAAUAUUCGAUAUUGUGCCUACAAUAUUGGUGACCAGUCUGCUAUUAGUGAGUUAAUGCAAAUGCGUCUGAGAUCCGGAGGAAAUGAGGGGCUUCUUGCUGAAAAAUUGGAGGCACUAAUCACCCAAACUCGAGCAAAACAGGCCGCCACUAUGAGUGAGGUAGAAUGGAGAGGAAGAACUGUGCCAGUGAAGAUAGACAAAGUGAGGAUCUUCCUACUGGGACUGGCAGAUACUGAAGCAGCUAUUGCUCAGGCAGAAGAAGAAGAAACUAAAGAACGCUUGUUUGAGUCCUUAUUGAGUGAGUGUCGAGAUGCAAUACAGGCUGUUCGUGAAGAACUGAAACCAGAUCAGAAGCAACGGGAUCUCCCUUCAGAAGUGGAUUCUGGGAAAGUCACUAAUAUCCAAUACCUGCACAGUUACCUGACCUACAUCAAGCUGUCCACAGCGAUCAAGCGCAACGAGAGCAUGGCAGAGGCUCUGCAGAAGGCACUGCUUGAACAGCAGCAGCCGCCAGAGGAGGAUGGCAAGCGCACCGCUCGGCCUCAGGACUUGAUACGCCUUUAUGACAUCAUCUUACAGAAUCUGGCAGACUUGCCGCAACUUCCUGGCCUUGAAGAAGAUAAAAGCUUUCUGAAGGAGAUAGGGAUAAAGACCCUGGUGUACAAGGCUUACAGGUGUUUUUUCAUUGCACAGUCGUAUGUUCUAGUGAAGAAAUGGAGUGAAGCUCUCGUUUUGUAUGAUCGAGUUCUGAAAUAUGCCAGUGAAGUUCAGGCCCAAACUGGAACAUGUAAAAACAGCCUGAAGGAGCUACCUGAUGUUCAAGAGUUGAUCACCCAAGUGAAUGCAGAAAAAUAUUCCUUGCAAGCAGCUGCCAUAUUAGAUGCAGGUGAUGCCCAUGAAAUUGAGUCCCCAUCCCAGGUCAAGGAUGGAAAGCCACUUUCUGAACGGUUUGAGACUUUCUGUUUGGAUCCUUCUCUCGUCAGCAAGCAAGCCAGUCUGGUGCAUUUCCCUCCAGAAUUCCAGCCAAUACCAUGCAAGCCUUUGUUCUUUGACUUGGCUCUCAACCAUGUCACUUUCCCACCUCUGGAGGACAAAGUGGAGCAGAAAGCAAAGAGUGGUCUUACAGGAUAUAUCAAAGGCAUCUUUGGAUUCCGAAGUUAACCAGGACCGUUCUCAAGAAGAGUGUUUCUUUUCCUGUAUUCUUGGGAAACUUCAGCAGGUUCAGACCUUGUGCCUGAAAUCUACAUGGGAGGUUUUUAAUAUAUUCCCAGUAUGCUUCUCUGUCUCUACACCUGGUUUGUUAGAAACUUUAUACCCCAAGAACAUGCAUAAUAAUGGUCUCUCCAACAUCUGAAACAGACGGAAAUUUUAUCCUGCCCUCUUGAAAGAGCUGGAGUCUUGAACUAUUUUGCCCAGUAACUCAGGCAGGACUAAUACCCAUUUAGUAUGGGCUAGGUAUAUCUUAAUCUUCAUUUAAUGGCUGACACUAAACUUGAUUAUUUCUCUUUUGUGUGUGUUUUUUAAAUGCUAGCCCAUCCUCUGGACAGUACAGAGGGAAACCAAAGGCACAAAUAUGUACCUAUCCAGGAUUUGCAAAUGAGCUGUCUAAGCAGUGGGUAUGAAACCCAAAGUUGACUAAGUCCUUGUUCUGUUAUAGCCAUGUAAAGUGUAUGUUUUCUGUUUUAAGUUUCAGAAGCUUCAGAGCUUUGAGAUUCUUGGCUUAAGGAUCAGGGUUGAUAGAUUAUGAUUUAAAAUCUAUGAAGGUAAAAUGAGAUUGUUCUAGAACACACUUUAAGCCCAUGCUUAAACAUUGCUUAAGCCCAUGCUUAAACAAAAGCCCAUGCUUCUACAUUGAGGCACCUUUUCUCGGAACAGAAGGAUUUUGUUUCUGAGGUACUCCCCAACUGCAGAGUAUUUGGCUGCAGAGAGAUCAAGCCAUUUCAGUUUAUACCCCGAGAGACUCCAUAUAUUUCUUCUCCCUUCCUGUUUUACCUAGUUGAAACUGUUAUAUUGGGGAGAAUCUUACCUUUCUUUUUUGGUUGCUUAUUCUUUGUCUUUUUUGAUGUUACAUUUCACUAUUUUAAGAAAUCCAGAGUGAGGAAUCAGUAAAUGAAAUCAGUGGAAUCCUAAGCAAUAAAGAUCUUAGCCAUGUGUUCCUGGAUGCAUUUUCAAUGAGAGAGCAUUUAAUUGUGCUGUGGGAAUCCAAGUAUCCUCAUGUCAAUGUUACAAAAACAAAAAUCGUAGGCACAGUGGUUCUAAAUACUGGUGAACCUUAACUGUAUUUGGGAAAGUUUCCGUGAACUAUGUUGCUUGUUUUAAAGGAUUUAUUCCAGUUAGUCUGAAAUAUUAGUUGAAUCAGACAGUACUUAGCUAUAUUCUAAUGUUCAGAUUUUUGUCAUAUUGCAUACCAGUUUUGCUUUGUUUCUGGGCAAUGUUAGAAACAGUAGAUAAACUGGAUUGUUUAGUUAUGGACAUUAUUCCAUAAAAGGUGCUUCUCAACAUUGAGUUAGCAAGCUGCAGCAAAUUUUUUUCAAAUUAAAGAAAAAUUGCAUUUAAUUAUACCAGAAUUACUGAAUCUGUUUACUUUGUAUUUUUUAAAAAAAUUAUUUCAGGAGGGUUUAAUGAUUCCACAUCUGUGUUGAAACCUAUAUAUGAAAUAGGUUUUCUGACCUGUCUUGUGGAAGGUGAAUUUUAUAGAAGAAAACUAUUGUGGAAGAAGUGGAAUUGAAGAAUAUUUUUUAAUUUUAUCAAGUGAUGAAAUUUCAUGGAGAUGAGGUCUAGAAAGCUAAGUGACUUGGUUGUAUUCAGGACUAAAUGGAAACAAGCAAUUUCUGUCAGUUACUGUGGUCAAGUCUCCUUUGUGGGAUGUGCCUCUUAGUGUGUGUUUGUGCUGUACUUUGCUACAGGCUCCCUUGUUGUCCUCCCUUUUCAGAUAUGAAUUAAACCUGAUAAUUGUGUUCCUCUUCUGAAUGCAGCCUAACUCUGUUUUAUUUACCUUUUUUACCCCAGGCUUGUGGGAAACUGGGCAUAUUCCACUCACACUGCUUUUGCCUUUUGUUUGCUAUCACAAAUUAUUUUACAUCCUUUGUUAAACAUAUUGUGGCACAAAGUAUAUUGGACAGAAAAAAUCCUGAACCAAUAAAAAAUUGUCUCCUG